AGUUCAAUAUCUGAGUCCAGCCUAAACAUCCGUAAGACUUGGGCCGAUGAAUAUGGUUGGGCCAGAUGGGCUUUCCAUGCGAUGUCGGAAUACCCUCUCAACCCAUGCGACGUCGUUCAUCUCUAAAACCAAAGCCCUAUAUAUCCUUCACGUGCACAUCCUGUCCCCUCCACUUCAUAAACCUCGCAAUUCCUCUGCGUUGACAGGCCAAAACCCUAGCCUCUCUCUCUCUCUCUUCUCUCUCUCUCUCUCUCUCUCUCUCUCUUCGCUUAAAAUCAAACAACAAACAAUGACGGGCGAAGCAGUGAACCCUAAAGCAUACCCGCUGGCCGAUGCGCAGCUGACAAUAACCAUACUCGACCUUGUCCAACAAGCUGCUAACUACAAGCAGCUCAAAAAGGGUGCUAAUGAAGCAACCAAGACCCUGAACAGGGGUAUCUCGGAGUUUGUUGUGAUGGCUGCAGACGCUGAGCCGCUUGAGAUCCUUCUCCAUCUUCCGCUACUUGCUGAAGAUAAGAACGUGCCCUAUGUUUUUGUCCCUUCAAAGCAAGCACUUGGCCGAGCAUGUGGAGUCACAAGACCAGUCAUUGCUUGUUCUGUCACAAGCAAUGAAGGAAGUCAGUUGAAAUCCCAAAUACAACAACUCAAGGAUGCAAUCGAGAAGCUUUUGAUAUAAAAGUUCCAACAAGCAUUUCCGGUGUGAUGGGCCUCUUGAGCGUGGGACUUGCUCCUUUGGAGGCUUUGACUGAUGAAGUUGUAUUACAGUAUUUCUAGCAAGAGAGCUUUCCUUCUUCUUUUUUUGCUAGUACUUUUAUUGUCUUUUCCUUGUAACCCCAAAAAAAAAAAAAUUGGUACUUUUCUUGUACUACUUAUCACAUAAUGUGAGAAACUUAUGAUUUGGAAGGAUUGUUUUUAUGGAAAUUAGGAUCAGUGCGUGUUAAUCUCA
Rhododendron vialii is the source of this 946-nucleotide messenger RNA. RefSeq lists its product as uncharacterized. The transcript has 5 exons. Gene Ontology annotation, molecular function: RNA binding. Gene Ontology annotation, cellular component: box C/D methylation guide snoRNP complex; U4/U6 x U5 tri-snRNP complex; precatalytic spliceosome. Gene Ontology annotation, biological process: ribosome biogenesis; maturation of SSU-rRNA; mRNA splicing, via spliceosome. Bases 47 to 676 code for a protein of 209 amino acids. Lineage: Eukaryota; Viridiplantae; Streptophyta; Magnoliopsida; Ericales; Ericaceae. The record is from RefSeq and is a predicted model, not a curated record.